Molecule: messenger RNA, 484 nt
Organism: Culicoides brevitarsis
Lineage: Eukaryota; Metazoa; Arthropoda; Insecta; Diptera; Ceratopogonidae
Product: U-reduvitoxin-Pr10a-like
Exons: 2
Coding region: 45-434 (129 amino acids)
Source: RefSeq, a predicted model, not a curated record
UCAGAAAUGCACAUUGCACUUUAAACCGCGAACAAAGCAACAACAUGUUCAAGCAAAUUUCCGUUUUAGUCGUUCUCGUUGCUGUUUCUGAAGCAGCUCGAAUGUCGUUGGAGGCAAAAAUGCAAUAUUGCGCCAAUAAUCCGGGAAUGUCGUUCCACGAUGGAUGCAAUCAUUGCACGUGCGCGGUUGGAAAUUCAGGAGAAUCUGUUUGUAAUAUGUUGCCAUGUCCUGAUGAUAUGAGUAAUUUUCAGGGAAAUUCAAACAUGCCAUCACAAGAAAUCCCCGCAAUGCCAAAUUGCGUGGGUUUUGCGAAUGUUCAAUGGACUGACGGAUGCAAUAUGUGCAAAUGCUCCGCUGAUCCAAUGAGUACUGAAGCAGCUUGUACACGCAGAGGAUGUGAUCCAAUGAUGAGAUCUCCAUGGAGACCCCUUUAAACGUUAACUUUGUAAUUUUUUUAAAUAAAUCAAUUUUUCUUUGAACAAAA